AUGUAUAUAUAUAUUAUAAUACUUCUAAUAGUUAUAUGUCUUAUCGUCUUGUUUUGGAAAAGAGAGAAUUCGUCUCUGCUUAGAAAAAAUUCCAUGGCAGAGGCUUUGAUUGACGAUCCAGUUUAUGUUGCAGUAAGCACAGAUGUUUCUGAAAGCAGACUGACUCUCACAUGGGCAUUGAGGCAUCUCCAGCCCAAAAAGCUUUACCUUCUUCAUGUUCAUCAACCCAUUUCCAUCAACCCUACUUCAAGUGGGCUAGAACAAAGCGAGAUCGAUGCUAUUCAGGAGUCCGAACUGACGAGUUCGUAUGAGAUCCUUCUCAAGUACCGUGAUAUCUGCGUAGUUGAAGGAAUUCUCGAACAAGAUGUGGAUAUAUCAUAUAGUUUGGCAAAUAAUGUUGGGGAAGGGAUUGUGGAACUUAUCUAUGAAAACAAUAUCAAGAAGCUUAUUAUGGGAGCAGCUGCUGAUUCCCACAACUCCGAGGACAUGGUUAACAUCACAUCUAGAAAAUUCGAUUAUGUGACUAAACAUGCGCCUCAUUGCUGUAAAAUUUGGCUUGUGGGUAAUGGAAAUCUCAUCCAUACGAGGGAGGGACGGUUUGAUCGUAGGGGUUCACCGCACCCCUCCUCUGAAUCUUUAACUAGCCUCCAGGGCCUUGAUUCUGCUUUAGUACCAUAUGAGGAAGCAGUGAGAGGUGAAAAUGAUGUGUCGCAUGCCCUAUCUUCACCUGAAGACCAAUCAGCUAGAGGGUUUGAGACAAUGUACUAUGAACAGCAGAGACGGGGAUUAGAAAUUGAGGAACGCAGGAUAAAAGCGGAGGAGGACCUGAGAGCAGAAAUCGAAAACAUGAAGGGGAUCCAAAAGGAACUCGAAGAACAGCUUUAUAUUGAUUGCCCCCGUCAGUUUGAAAUGUUCCAGAAAGAGCGAGAUGAAGCUAUGAAAACAACCGUAGAGCUUUUGAGACUUCUAAACCUGGACAACAGUGAGUCAGCAUCACAUUCACCACCAUCCUCGUUUCAGCGGUCGGUUUCGAACGAGCCUCCCCCAUAUUUUCUCUGUCCCAUUACACAGGAAGUAAUGCGAGAGCCUAGUGUUGCAGCCGAUGGGCACACCUAUGAAGCUGAAGCCUUAAGAGAAUGGCUCGACAAUGGUCACGAUACCUCACCAAUGACGAACCUUAAGCUCGCCCAUCGUAACCUUGUCCCUAACCACCCCCUUCGUUCUGCCAUUCAUGAGUGGCUUCAAGAACACUCUUAAAGAAUCUCUGGUUAGUGUUGUGAUUUGUGAACAUCCUAAAUCUCAAGUUAUAUGUGUGUUGGUUGUGUUUCAAAAAAAAAAAUGUGUUGGUUAAAAAAGUUGUUAUGAAUAUGAUGAGUGGAAUUCAUUAAAUCCCAUA
Brassica napus (rape) is the source of this 1396-nucleotide messenger RNA. RefSeq names its product U-box domain-containing protein 56-like. The transcript has 7 exons. The record is from RefSeq and is a predicted model, not a curated record. The coding region runs from base 1 to 1257 and encodes 418 amino acids. Lineage: Eukaryota; Viridiplantae; Streptophyta; Magnoliopsida; Brassicales; Brassicaceae. Gene Ontology annotation, molecular function: ubiquitin-protein transferase activity. Gene Ontology annotation, biological process: protein ubiquitination.